Messenger RNA from Leptonychotes weddellii (Weddell seal), 1050 nucleotides. It is a transcript of the gene ANKRD66, whose product is annotated as ankyrin repeat domain 66. The record is from RefSeq and is a predicted model, not a curated record. Lineage: Eukaryota; Metazoa; Chordata; Mammalia; Carnivora; Phocidae. Gene Ontology annotation, molecular function: protein binding.
UUUUUUGGUCAUGGAAUUGACCAAAAUGUCGGACAUGACAAAGCUCCACCAAGCUGUGGCUGCAGGAGACUACAAUUUAGUGAGAAAGAUUUUGAAAAAAGGUCUCUGUGACCCAAACUACAAGGAUGUGGACUGGAAUGACCGAACCCCACUUCACUGGGCUGCAAUCAAAGGGCACAUGGAGGUGAUGCAGCUCCUUCUAGAAUAUGGAGCCAGGCCCUGCCUGGUAACUGAUGUGGGCUGGACUCCAGCUCAUUUUGCCGCCGAGUCAGGCCAUGUGAAUGUGCUCAAAGUUCUCCAUGCAUUGCACGCCGCCAUCGAUGCCCCAGACUUCUUUGGAGACACACCAAAGAGGAUCGCACAGAUCUACGGGCAGACCGCCUGUGUGGCGUUCCUGGAUAAGGCUGAGCCCGAGUGCCGGGACCACCGGCGCACCGUCAGGCAGAAGGGGCUGCCUCUGGACCAGCAGGACGAAGACUGGGAUGCCAAGAAAAGGGAGCUGGAGCUGUCUCUCCCUUCCUCGAAUCAAAACACUAAUAAGAAAAAGAAUAAGACAAUCCGAGGCCCCACCAGGCCGGGCCAUCCAAAGGAGAGAAGAGCGUGAGAAGGAGAGCAUCCUCGGCGGCUCUAGCACGCAUGUCUGCUGCGGGGGACGGUCCCUGGACCAGAGUAGGAGUUGUGAGACCUGUGCUGUCCUUACGUGAUUUUACUUAUGACCAUUAUUACCCAGACGCCUUAACUACCGGUAGCUCAGGACCUGGCAUUCGGUCUGAAACCUUGCUGGGUGUUCUCUAACCGAGCUGUUUCCUCCCUGCUGAUACGCGCUAUCCACAGGAAGUGCCAGAAAGGGCCGAGCAUUCGCUGCUUGUUUGUGAUCACCAGUCAUUUGCCCGUCAGCAUCCCCUGGCCUGCUAUGUGCCAUUAUAGAAUUUCAGGGGGGCAACGAAAGCGCUGUCCCUAAGGAAACUUGAUGGUUUCAGUGAAAAGAAAAAAGUAACAACAAAAUCUCAGAAAUCUCCUACGUACUCAGUAUAGUUAAUCUGCGACAAA